AUAUGGACCUCACGCAAGACUCGGCAAGCAACUCGCUACAACAAGCACCAAGGAUUCGACUUUUCGACAUCUGAAGAUCCAUAACCCUGCAUAUUCUUACGCGAACGCAUCACUACUCACUCUAGGCAGCGGGUAUAACUUGCCUGUUCAGAACCAUGGAAGAUGAUGUCGCCACAGACUCCAUGAGGAGUCCGAGGCCCCUGACCGUGGUCAUUAAGCUGGGAACCAGCUCCAUCGUCGAUGAAGAGACACAUCAGCCUCUCCUAUCGGUCCUUACCUUGAUCGUCGAGACAGCGGUCAAGCUGAAGAAUGACGGACACAGGGUCAUCAUUGUCUCCUCCGGCGCCAUUGGCGUUGGUCUCCUCCGCAUGGAACUGGAAAAGAGACCAAAAUACCUGGCCGGACUUCAGGCUCUUGCGGCCAUAGGUCAGUGUAGGCUCAUUAGCCUCUGGGACAGUCUUUUCAGUCACUUCCGGCAGCCUGUGGCACAGAUCUUGCUCACAAGGAACGAUAUUGCGGAUCGGUCGAGAUAUUUGAAUGCCCAAAAUACGUUCAAUGAGUUGCUCGACCUCGGCGUCAUCCCAAUUGUCAACGAGAACGACACACUCGCCGUAUCCGAGAUCAAAUUUGGCGACAAUGACACCCUCUCUGCCAUUACUGCCGGCAUGGUUCAUGCCGACGUCCUCUUCCUGAUGACCGAUGUUGAUUGCCUUUACGACAAGAACCCCCGACUGCAUCCUGACGCCAAGGCGAUCGAAAUUGUGGACGACAUUUCACAGCUCGAAGCGGAUGUCUCAACCGCGGGCUCUGCUCUCGGCACCGGAGGCAUGUUGACCAAGAUCGUGGCAGCUCGUCUGGCUACGUCAGUCGGUGUCACCACCAUCAUCACCCGCUCCUCUAACCCCGGGAACAUCGUCAAGAUUGCUCGCUACGAACACGCCCAACGCAACAUUGCGCGUCUCAACUCAGUCGCAUAUUCGGAUGAUAGUAAUCACGAGGAUCUCCUAUCCCAGUCCACCGCAUCCCUACGCCUAGACCGGCUCGAGAAGCCGCCGUUGCACACCUGCUUCCUUCCUUCCUCGGAGCCUAUGCGUGAUAGGCACUUCUGGCUCCUUCACACCGUCAGACCCAACGGUACCGUCUUCAUCGAUGGCGGGGCCUACAACGCCCUACUCAAGAAGGCGGGCUUGCUCCCUGCUGGCGUCGUCGACAUUGAGGGCACCUUCUCACAACAAGAAGCCGUUCGGAUUGCAGUCGUCGAUAGGCUGCCUAUGGCGGCCCCGGAUGGCCGGCUCUGGACCGGUACCCCGCUAGAGGUAGGCCGGGCCAUCGUCAACUACGCCGCCCACGAGGUGGCACGCAUCAAGGGGCACCAGAGCUCCGAGAUCAGGAGCUUGCUCGGAUACGCAGACAGCGAGUACGUCAUUGAGCGGCAGCACAUCAAACUGUUCGCCAGGGACAGCCAACCGCCGACUCCCACUGCGGAGUUGGUUAGAGAGCAGACCGACGGUCUCAUUGUAGGGAUCACAGGGUAUGAAUUGAAGUCUGCUGUCAUGUAGCGAGCGAUCAGACGCUUUUGUCAUUUCGUAGAUCAUUGGUUAUGUUCGAAGGACUCUUUCUUUUGUCGCACUCUUUUCUUCAGAUCGAGGAACGCAAGCUCGUGUGGCGAUCAAGCCACCGACGCCUGGUUGAGCGGAUUCCCCCUUGGUAUAUACGUGGUCACUUUGCCGCACAUGCUUUGCCAUCUACUCAGAGCACAGACAUAACGCCAACA
Molecule: messenger RNA, 1774 nt
Organism: Sodiomyces alkalinus F11
Lineage: Eukaryota; Fungi; Ascomycota; Sordariomycetes; Glomerellales; Plectosphaerellaceae
Product: glutamate 5-kinase
Exons: 6
Coding region: 156-1559 (467 amino acids)
Cellular component (GO): cytosol; cytoplasm
Molecular function (GO): glutamate 5-kinase activity; ATP binding; RNA binding
Source: RefSeq, a predicted model, not a curated record